This is a messenger RNA of Pezoporus occidentalis (night parrot), 3916 nucleotides long. Its product is annotated as D(1) dopamine receptor-like. NCBI's taxonomy places the organism in Eukaryota, Metazoa, Chordata, Aves, Psittaciformes, Psittacidae. Gene Ontology annotation, cellular component: plasma membrane. Gene Ontology annotation, biological process: adenylate cyclase-activating adrenergic receptor signaling pathway. Bases 341 to 1714 code for a protein of 457 amino acids. The record is from RefSeq and is a predicted model, not a curated record. Gene Ontology annotation, molecular function: G protein-coupled receptor activity. The transcript has a single exon.
GAAAGUUGCUGCUCGUCCAUCCCGGCGCUGCGGACAGAGAGCCGCGGGACCCCGGGCACGCCGCCGCCCCCCGCCCGCCCCGCGCUGCCGCCGCAGCGGGAGGGUCCCUUCCUCGGAAGGAGCCGCUGCGAGGCGAGGGCGGGCGGCCCCGCACCGGCGCGGUGAGUAGACCCGGGGCAGCCCGCCUCCCUCGCGGGGGGAACUGAGGCAGGCGGCGGCGGACGGAGAUGCCCCCGCGGGCGGGCGCCCUCCCAACCACGGACCGGCGCCGGCUGCCAGGGGUCCCGCCGGCCCCUCGGGGAGCGUUGCGCCGGCGGCAGCGACAGGAGGAGCGCCCCUGAUGGGGAACGCGGCAGAGGGGGGCGGCCCGCAGGCGCUGCAGGUCCUCACCGGGUGCCUCCUGGGCGCCCUGGUGCUGAGCACGCUGGUGGGCAACGCGCUGGUGUGCCUGGCCGUGCUGCGCUUCCGACACCUGCGUGCCAAGGUCACCAACUGGUUCGUGCUGUCGCUGGCCGUUUCGGACCUCUGCGUGGCCCUCCUGGUGAUGCCCUGGAAGGCAGUCACUGAAGUGGCUGACGGCUCCUGGCUCUUUGGCAGCCGCUUUUGUGACACCUGGGUGGCCUUCGACAUCAUGUGCUCCACUGCCUCCAUCCUCCACCUCUGCAUCAUCAGUCUGGACAGGUACUGGGCCAUUGCCAGUCCCUUUCGCUAUGAGCGCAGGAUGACACAGGGCCUUGCCUGUGCCAUGAUAGCCACAGCCUGGGCUCUCUCCAUCCUCAUCUCCUUCAUCCCAGUGCAGCUACACUGGCAUAAAGCCAAAGAGGGAAGAUAUCCAGGCUCCUGGCUGCCUGGGACACCCCGCUGUGAUGUCAGCCUGAAUCGUACUUAUGCCAUCACCUCUUCACUUAUCAGCUUCUAUAUUCCCGUGGCCAUCAUGAUCAUCACCUAUACCAGGAUCUAUCGAAUUGCCCAGGCCCAGAUCCGCCGUAUCUCUACCCUCGAGAGAGCAGGGGGGCAAUGGCCAGCUCAUGGCAAGGAGCCGACCUCCUCCCUGCGGAGUUCCCUGCGCAAGGAGACCAAGGUGCUGCAGACUGUCUCAAUCAUAAUGGGAGUCUUCGUUUGCUGCUGGCUGCCCUUCUUUCUGCUCAAUUGCCUGCUGCCUUUCUGCCAACCUGAGCUCAAGAGAGACCAUGAAGGACAGUUACCAUGUGUUGGCCAAACCACCUUCAAUGUCUUUGUGUGGUUUGGCUGGGCCAACUCCUCAGUGAACCCAGUGAUCUAUGCUUUCAAUGCAGACUUCAGGCGGGCUUUCAGCAAUCUCCUAGGCUGCCGGUGCUUCUGCUGUGGCACACCUGGAUCCACUGUGGAGAGGGUCAACUUCAGCAAUGAGCUGGUUUCCUAUCACCAUGACACCACCUGCCAGAAGGGAGGACCUGCCUCGUCAUCAGUACCCCCUCCUGCCAUCACUGCCUGGGUGCAGCCCACACCCCACGCCAUAAACCUUCAGGGAGAGGACAGCAGUGAGGAGUUUUCUAUGGAGAAGGGGCCUGUGACCUCCCAGUCACAGCCUGCCCCUGGCAGCAGCCCCAAGAGUUGUCAGGUGCCAGCUGUUUUGCAGUUGGAUUGCAAAGCAGAGCUAUCUCUGGAAACUAUUACCCACUGUACAGGGCUUGGUCAGUGUCAGGGACCCCAUCACUCUGUUCCAGAGGGGUAAGAGAUUACGUGUUCCUCACACACAGAGCCAUCCCACAGGGAGAGCUCACUCUGACUCCACGUAAGUUACAACCAUCCCACAGCAAAAAAAAAAUCCCAUCCCAAAGCAAUGGAAACCUGUUGCUCUUACCGCAGAGGGGUGAUGGGAAUAUGAAGUCCAUUCCAAAAGGAUCUAGCAGACACAUAUUAACCUCUUCCCAUGGCCAUCUUCACCCUUUACUCUUUUGCAGUCAGAAGACAUUUCCCAUGCAUUUGUUUACCCUCACUCUUCAAUCAAACUUCUGAUAUUUAUUAAGAAUAGUGAGGUAAUUAGAUCAAAAUGAAAACAACUCAUAGUUUGAGACUAUAAUAGAUAAAUUAAUCUUAGAUUUAGUUAAAAUCCCAUUCUCUGCCUCCCUGUUUCACAUCAUACGAUGUGCAUAGUUCUGAUCUUAAAGGUUUGUGUUUGGUUUCAUUUCUGUGUGUUUAUUUCAAAGCCUUGUGGAUUUACAAAUUGAAUCUGUGUUUAGGCUCUUAAAUAGAAUCUACUCUAUUAAAACAUCACUAUCUUAUGGUGAGUCAAAAGACUGCCCAAAACCCUGGGAAAUUAAGUUGAUUUAAUGUUAAGACACCAAACACAAUUUCAGGUACCCAGCUUUGGUAUUCCAGCUUAAUGAUAUUGACCUAGGAUCUUCCUCAUCCUCAAAUGUUAGAAAAUGUAGUAUAGUGGGAUGGUGCUUGAGAACUAACACUAUAACUCCAGAGAAAUUUAAACUAUCAGCUGAGGCAGCUUCAAUCCUUCCUUUCUCCUGCUAGCUCAGGCAGCUAAUCCUUCCAGAAAGCGAGCUGGUCCACAAAACAAAAACUGUCCAUAUCAUCUCUCUGAACACAUUUCACUACUUGUAGACAUGAACAGCAACAAAAAGCAGAACAAAUGGGCAUUGAAUGGCUUGCAGGAGAGAAAAUACUGGGGAACAUUGAUGGUCAUUUCUGUAUGUGUGAAAGGGCUCAGCAAAUAUUAAGGGAGUACAGCAACACCUCACUGUCCUCCACUUCCGUGUCCACCACUGAAGAGUUCUGCUACUGACCAUCAUUAAUCCAUUUUUUUGGCCUUUGCCUACAAUUGAGUUCAUGGACCUUGAUUCAUCUAAGGAAGAUGAAGAUGCAACUGUCCAGAAAGAGACAUAAAAAAUGCUUACAAUUCAAGAGUUUUCUUGAACUUCCAGUCUCGUAGAUGGUAUAGUUGGUAUAUUUCAGAACAGUGCUGAAAAGCCAGUUGCUGAUCACUCUCCUCUCAGUGAUCCUUCUCCCCGUGAAUUUUAACUGUGUGUAGUCCUUAAAUUCCUGCAUGUAUUUCACCCCCCUCCUCUCCACUUGCAUUAAUUCUUAUGGGAAAAAAUGCUUCUGCUAACCUACUUUUUACUGGAAUGUGUCCUUGAUGGUUAGCUGGCCAUGACUGCAAUCUGUUCUUCAUGGCCAGAAGUGGCAAGAUGAGAGGUAAUGGGCUUAACUGUAAGGAAGACCAAGGCAAGACUUCAGAAAAACUUUCUAAGAAGCAGAUAAUUAGCACUGCAGUAGAUUGCCAAGAGAAGUUAUGACAUCUCUCAAUAAAAGUCUCGAAGAUGACAUUGCUAAAUGUCUGUCAGAAAUGACACUGAUAUUGUUAAUCCUGUCUUGGGGAAGUGGCAUAGCAUCUCUUGAGAUCUGUUCUAGUCCUGCUUCACUAUGACAACACAACUCCUUAAGCAUUAAGCUUAAAAUGUUUGGUUAUUUAUUAUGUUUGCAUGCAAUGAUUUUUAGCUAUUUUCUUGAAAGCAAAAAAGCAUACAGAUAAGAACUUUGAGGCCCCAUUGGUGUAUUUCCUUUCUUCUCUUAAUGAUUACCCAUAUUUCUUAACAUUUAACAACUAUCAUUCAAGCAUGCUUAGAGCCUUUUCUGGAAAGAAACUCCAAAAUAAACUUAAUAUUUCUUUAAAAGAGGUACAAGAUGUACCUCUCUGUACAUAGGGUGGGUUGGUUUUUUUUUUGUUUGGUUCCCUUUGGUUAUUUUUAGGUGAUUGUAUGUGAGCUAUACAUGGAUUCAGAUGCUAAAGGGUCAGUGAAUUUGUGAGACGAUAUUUCUUGCUCUAUUUCUUCUUCCUUACACAAACCAGAAACAUGUAUUAUAAGAGCAUCAGCAUCUUUUAUCUCCUAAAAAAAAAAUCAAUAGAAUGUUACAGCUGUAA